AUGGGAUGCGAUUUCAAUGGAUAUGGAUCAACAAAUCGAAUCGAUGUCAUGAGUGAUUGCACCGCUGCUCCCUUGUACCAGGAUGCCAGAUCCACGGGCCGGCCGCGAUUGAAUCCGCGCCAACCAGGUGCUCAGAUCCUAACAACAUCUCAGAAAAAAUUCCCUUUCUCUCAUACAGUACACACGGACUCUGAUGCUUUGAUGAACGAGCGGGCCGGGGGUCUUUCGGCUUAUGAACCGUAA
Pseudocercospora fijiensis CIRAD86 is the source of this 243-nucleotide messenger RNA. RefSeq lists its product as uncharacterized. The transcript is spliced from 2 exons. Bases 1 to 243 code for a protein of 80 amino acids. NCBI's taxonomy places the organism in Eukaryota, Fungi, Ascomycota, Dothideomycetes, Mycosphaerellales, Mycosphaerellaceae. The record is from RefSeq and is a predicted model, not a curated record.